Molecule: messenger RNA, 1260 nt
Organism: Protobothrops mucrosquamatus (brown spotted pit viper)
Lineage: Eukaryota; Metazoa; Chordata; Lepidosauria; Squamata; Viperidae
Gene: ASB10
Product: ankyrin repeat and SOCS box containing 10
Exons: 5
Coding region: 1-1260 (419 amino acids)
Biological process (GO): intracellular signal transduction; protein localization to ciliary inversin compartment
Cellular component (GO): ciliary inversin compartment
Molecular function (GO): protein binding
Source: RefSeq, a predicted model, not a curated record
AUGGCCCGGGCCCUGCCGAGCAGGAGGGCCCGGGAGGAUCCCCUGGAGUGCCGGGACCCCGUGCUGCAGAACGCCCUCUACACGGGGGACCUGGCCGAGGUGCAGCGCCAUUUCUCCGGCCGCUCCGCGGUGGACCUGGUCAUCCUGGCCAAGAGCCAGGACCUGCGCUGGACCAGCCAGAAAUGGGGGCUGUGGUCGCUGACCUACGAGCAGGAGCUGACCACGCCGCUCCACAUCACGGCCAGCCGCGGCUACCUGGACUGCUUGCGCCACCUGCUGCUGCGCGGGGCCGAGGUGGACCUGGCGCCCGGCGGGCAGACGGCCCUGCACGCGGCUUGCGCGGCCGCCACCGCCGACUGCGUCCGCCUGCUGCUCUCCUUCGGCGCCGACCCCGCCGCCGUCUCGGAGGGCGGCUGUCAGCCCCUCCACCUCUGCCGGAGCGCCGGCUCGAGCGAGUGCGCCCGCCUCCUGCUGAGCCACGGGGCUCCGGUGAACGGCGCCUCGGAGGAGGCAGGGGACACCCCGCUGCACGUGGCGGCCCGGCUGGGCCUGGCGGAGCAGGUGGGCCUCCUCCUGCAGCACGGGGCCGACCUGGAGGCCCCCAACGCCGAGGGGGAGACCCCGCUGAUCGCCGCCUGCAGCUUGGCGCACUCCGCCCGGGAUGCGGAGGCUCACUUCGACGUGUGCCGGCAGCUGGUGGAGGCCGGGGCCCGGGUGAACGCCGCCGACCGCGACCGGCAGCGCCCGCUGCACUGGGCCUCCAAGAACGCCAACGCCCGCGUGGUGUCGCUACUCCUGGCCCGCGGCGCCCACGUCAACAUCAUGAGUUACAGCGGCAACACGGCGCUGCACAACGCCCUGCAGGUGGCGGCCUACCGGUUGGAGCACCGUCCGGAGCUGGCCGUGCGCCACUUGCUCAACCACGGGGCGGUGCGCGUCUGGCCCGGGGCUCUGCUUAAGGUGCUGCGCCACUGCUGCGCUUCCCCUCGCACGGUGGAGACCCUGCUCAACUGUUACGCGCGAGUGCCGGUGACGGAGGCCUGGCAGGAGGCGGUCCCCGAAGACUUGGUGCGGGAGCACCCGAGCUUCUUCGGCUCCCUCUUCGCCUUGGGCCAGGGCCCGCGCAGCUUGCAACACCUGGCCCGGUGCGCCCUCCGCGGCUGCCUGGAAGGCCGCCUCCUCCGGGCCCUGCCCCACCUGCGCCUGCCCCCCGCCUUGGAACAAUUCGUGCUGCUUCGCUUCGAGGACCUGCUUUACUAG